This is a messenger RNA of Sordaria macrospora k-hell, 549 nucleotides long. RefSeq lists its product as uncharacterized. Lineage: Eukaryota; Fungi; Ascomycota; Sordariomycetes; Sordariales; Sordariaceae. The record is from RefSeq and is a predicted model, not a curated record.
AUGUCCGACAACGCAGCCGACAGUCCUUUGUCCACUGUCAGUAAUGUUGUUGGCCUGUUUACGUUCACCCUUGGACUUCUCACACUCGUUGUCACAUUCUUGUCCAUCACGCACAGCGCGGAAAAGGAAAUGGGCGACAUAGAUGGGAAAUUGAAGGCAAGAAAAGAUCACAUACAGCACAUAAAAGUCUACUUUGACAGACUCGAGAGAGAAGCGCAUCGAGAUUGGGAAGGGAGUUCAAUCAGGGGCAACUUUCUGAUGACCCUUGACACAAUCAAGCAGCACCACCGAACAGCAACAGCUGAACUUCAGAAAAACAGCAAAAGCCACCACUGGUGGUGGUAUUAUCGGCCUGACGUGAUGGGUGCUGUGGAAGCGAUGGAGACACAGUUCCAACACCUCAACACCAUCCAACUUACAUUCCUUCUCAUCACCACGAGAAGCCAAGAGGAUAACAUAAGCGAGAUCGAAGCAACCCUCAACAAAGUGAAGCGAGAACUCAGAAAACUCUCAGAUUCUUCGAGCACCACAACCAGCUCCUCCCGCUAA